GUGCUGCUUCCUGUGAUGUCAUCCCCUCUCGCAAGGCGAGCCCAGAAGAUGAGGCUGCCCUUUUUAACACAAAAGGGACAGCUGGAGGUGCCGUCCCCAACAGAGAAGGACUUGCUGAAGGAGGAUGCAGGGGUUUGUGUCUUCAAGGAUCCACAUGAGGAGUUGCACUCCCUGCCUCAGCCUUACCGAAUGAUCAACAAGCUGGUGAACCUCCUGUUCGACCAGUCGUGGGAAAUUAUCGAGGAGAGGGACAGGCUGCGGGAGGCUGAGCUCAGCCGGGUCCAGCCCACCAUCUACCCUCCAGUUUUCCAGAGCAAGCUCAACAACGUGCCAAAUUGUAUGGCUAUUUCCCAAGACUAUGUGUUUAUUGGAGGAGCCAAAGGAUUCUCCAUCUAUAGUCUGUACAAUGCUAAACAAAUAUAUGUUUGGGAUAAACUGAAGGUUGGAGUCACGUCCAUCUGGGCCACAGAUUUGGGGACCGAAGUACUUGUUGCUCCUGUGGAUGGAAUGGGUAUCAUUAGACUGUUCUACCUUUACAAGGAUGGUCUUUUCUUCAUCAAAACUAUCAAUGAAGCGGAUGACACCAGCAAGCAAAUGCCCUGUAUCAAUUUGGAGAUCUCUUAUGGAGGGGACUUUGCAGCUUUCCUCCUCCAAGGAGCUGGGGAUACUUGGCUGGAUGUGUACAAAUUGCCCAAGGAGUCUUGGCUCAAGGAGGUGGAACACCCUCAAGUCACUACAAAUCCAAAGAAAAAAGUCAAACAGCCCCAACUGAACACUCUUGAUCCCAUGGCUUCAGAUAAUUUAGAAAUGGAUGUAAACGUUUGUUUUAGAGGGGACGUUAAGCUGAGUGUUCCAGUUCACAUAAUGAAGAUCAAACCGCCCAAACCAAUUACAGGGACCACAUUCAAGAGCCCCCUGGAAGUCUUUGCAAAGGUCGAGGGCUGCUACGGGCUGGGCUCAGGGCACAACCACUUCAUCAAGGACAGCCAGUGGGAGCAGCAGGCCGCCAUCUUCAACGCCAUGUACAAGGAGUCCCUGGACGGGGACAGCGAGGAGGGGCCGCCCAGUAUGGCCACGUUCCACUUCCUCCUCGCGAGCUGCGUGAUUCAGAUGCCAGCAGAGGUCAAGAGCCCCUCAGGGGUGGCCGGUGUCAUUGGUGUACACUGGAUGGGACACCACAACUUCUUCCUCUAUUCACUGAACAGAACCCUGAAGGAUAAAGUCGAGCCCGAGGGCGUGUGGCCCUGUGCCGCGCCCAUUGCCCUGUCUCUGCUCAGCUGCUGCUGCUCCUACCUGGUGCUGGCCUGCGAGGACGGCGUGCUCACACUGUGGGACCUGGCCAAAGGGUCCCCUCUCGGCGUGGUCGCUCUUCCUGAGGGAUGUGUCUGCCAAAGCAUUCACUUCCUGAAAUGGUUCGUAGUCCAUGAAGGACGGAACGUGUAUCCCGAGGGUCCAGUGACAUCCCAAGUGACCUGUGUGGUGCUGUGCACAGACGCUUCUCUCCACCUGGUGGCUGCCAGCAGGACCCAAGGACCCACAAUCCGCACGCUGGUUGAGAGGCCAGCGAAGCACCCGGACGAAGCUGUCUGCGCAGUGGCCCCGGUCCAACCCUUACCUGGCAUGGUGCUGGUCUUCUCCAGGAACGGCUCUGUGCACCUGCUGGAUGUGGCUGGGCCUCAGAUCGUCUGCGGCUUUGCUCCCCCCCGACCCUUCCACCUGGCAGCCCCCUGGAAGCCUGUGUUUGUCGUGUCUGCGCACCAGCCGUAUUUCCUGCUCCGAGGGGACCGUCCAGAUGGAGCGGAGGCCACCAGCGAGGCCAGGGACAUCCCCAAAUCUGUCUUCUAUUUUCAUUUUGCUGCCUACCCGCUGCUGGAGGACAUCUCAAGAAACUGCAGCAUCCCUCAGGCUGACCUGCCGGGCAGCGCGUCCUGGCCCCAGGCACUGUCCUUGGAGGAGAGAUGCGAGAGCUUCCUCCAGAAGAGGUUUCAGAAGCUGGAGCACCAGGUGAAGGAGCAGGAGCACUGGACCCGGCUGCGGAGGUAUUCCUUGCUCCUCCAGAGAGAGAACGUCAAGAAGUGA
Messenger RNA from Pteronotus mesoamericanus, 2079 nucleotides. RefSeq names its product WD repeat domain 93 (gene WDR93). Gene Ontology annotation, molecular function: protein binding. The coding region runs from base 16 to 2079 and encodes 687 amino acids. The record is from RefSeq and is a predicted model, not a curated record. Lineage: Eukaryota; Metazoa; Chordata; Mammalia; Chiroptera; Mormoopidae. Gene Ontology annotation, biological process: electron transport chain. The transcript has 16 exons.